UAAAUAUGUCUCAAGUUUUGCUGAUGCGGCAAUCACCAAUUAGCUUCUAAGCAUAUAAGAAAAAAAAUAAAAAAUGGGACCUCUUGGUCUUGAAGCCUUCCCUGAUGGAGAAUGGGAUUGCUUUGGCAAAAUGUUGGCCAAUGAAGCCCAUUAUUCCUCUCCACAACAUGAUGGGAACAUGUUUUGCGCCACUCAUGAUGCUGGGGGAAAUAGGAGAUUGUUUUACUCUUUUGAUUCUCACAACUCUAAUUUUCAGCAUAUUUCUAGCAAUAGCAAUAUUAGUGGCUAUAAUGUCUUCAUUGAUCAUGUGCCUUUAGAAGAGAAAAUAAACUCACAUGGGCAUUGUAACAAAAAACCACGUCUUUCAAAAGAUGUGCAACAUUGCAUGAACAACCAGAAGCUAGACAAAAAUGGAAAUGAGGCAGAAGAGACUAAUGGAAGUUGUUCUUCUAGUAGUCACACUUACACCCCAGAGGAUGAUAAUGCUUCUGCUCUCAGCUUAAAAGGGAAAACAAAAGCAACAGAUCCUCAGAGUCUUAAUGCAAGGAAAAGAAGAGAGAGAAUAAAUGAGAGACUGAGAAUUCUACAGAAUCUUGUCCCCAAUGGAACAAAGGUUGAUAUAAGCUCUAUGCUUGAAGAGGCAGUCCAUUACGUGAAAUUUUUGCAGCUCCAGAUCAAGCUUUUAAGCUCUGAUGAUUUGUGGAUGUACGCUCAGAUAGCUUAUAAUGGACUUGACAUUGUACUCAAUCUCACUCAGAAGAGUUCUCCACCUUUGUGAGCUUAUACGUUGUUCAACAAUUGAACGGAAAAUAACCUCUUCAGAAAGUGAAAUUGUAUGUAUUUGUUGUUCAAACUAGGACAUUAUAGUGGUUCUGGAAAUGGUGAAAUUGGCAUCGGAGAUUGAAAUAAUUAAUGGCUAUAUUUUGCAAAGGGAAUUGGGGAUUUUGUGGAGACUUGAAGACAUGAAAAGGAAUGGUUGAUAGAUAGGUUGGAAAAUUCAAUUCUUAAUUGAGAUUAUAAGAAAAUUGCCUAGCUAUAUAUUUAAUUCCAUAUGGGAAGAUGCGAGAGAAAUUAUGAAAAUAUAU
Molecule: messenger RNA, 1085 nt
Organism: Cajanus cajan (pigeon pea)
Lineage: Eukaryota; Viridiplantae; Streptophyta; Magnoliopsida; Fabales; Fabaceae
Biological process (GO): regulation of transcription by RNA polymerase II
Cellular component (GO): nucleus
Molecular function (GO): DNA-binding transcription factor activity, RNA polymerase II-specific; protein dimerization activity; RNA polymerase II cis-regulatory region sequence-specific DNA binding
Source: RefSeq, a predicted model, not a curated record